Phymastichus coffea is the source of this 1693-nucleotide messenger RNA. RefSeq names its product protein D7-like. NCBI's taxonomy places the organism in Eukaryota, Metazoa, Arthropoda, Insecta, Hymenoptera, Eulophidae. The transcript has 7 exons. The record is from RefSeq and is a predicted model, not a curated record. Bases 523 to 1296 code for a protein of 257 amino acids.
CGCCCGAACGAAGCGAGGAUGGAAAGGUACACGAGACGAGAAACUCUUUCCUGAACAUGUGCCUUACCGUUUUUGUUGGUACGACGUGUAGAAAGUGUGAUUUUUAACGCACGUUUUCUACCGAGCGUGCGGGAAAACGCACUUUCCGCACGAAGUAUUGGAAAAAAAAAAGAUAUUCGAAAUCUGAAAAAUGGAUUUUGAAGGGUUAGGAUAUCUCAAAAGUACGACGUAAUAGAGCAAUUUCAAGAACGGAUUCGUGUUCAACGCAUCGUAAUAUUUCGAGAUACAUUACUGAUAUUCUUGGAAAAAUUUCAUGUUGACCUGUGUAACAUAUCAAAGUACAACGCCUAGAGGUUUAUUAGCUCCGAUUUGCUGAACAUGUCAGCUGCUGUGCUAUUUUAUACAAGGUGCCCAAUGCACUUGUAACUACAUUUAGCCAAUCAGAUUACUAAUAAAACAAUAUCACUUGAAAGACCAUUACUUAUAUAUAUGCAAUCAAGUCACUUUCAGUAAAAAGUAAAAAUGGAACCCUUUGAUCCGUACGAAACCUGCAUAUAUGAUAAAGUACAUCGCGUUCGGAGGUCUCGAAUGCUAUUUCACCUUACCGUAUGCUCCAAGAAUUUCCCAGCGUCAAAUUUUAUGCAGUGUCCAUUUAAUGUAUUCCAUAAAGUCAAACGAACGGAAUUUAAAAAUCACAUAAAGUAUUGUUCAGCAAAGACAUCUGUGAUUGAUGAUGCAAUAUAUGAUACAAAAUUACAAACAGAACCAAAUAUCUUACCAAUUGAUGUCAACCCUGUAGAUACGUCAAAUACAGAAAAGUGGAUGGAUGACAAUUUCACAUCAUACAACCCACUUCAAGCUGUUCAAAAUAAACCAAUAGUAUACCCUAUUAUUGGACUGUCAAAAGCAAAGAGAAGAAAACACAGAAUGCAGGAAAGGAUGCGUUUUAAUAAAAUUAUGGAAAACAAUCAAUAUCAAGAUAUAAAUCAAAGUUCUAUACAAUCCGACUCUUUGGAAGACAAACCUUUGCGUAUACCAUAUCAGAUUAUCAAAAAAACCAAUGGAGCGCCAUUAACUAAAAAUCAAAUUUCUCUACCUUCUAAACUGCCAUACAAAAAGUCGGUUGCUAAUGAAAAUAAAAAGGAGGAUAUCGACGAUUCUAUAAUUGAUAAAUUAUCAAGAACGUUUGAAGAAAUCAUAAUAAAUGACGAAGACUACAAGAAGAAAACUGAACAGUUGGACGAAGAAAUAAACAGAUUGAAAAGAAUUCCAAUCGAGAAGAAAAUGAAAAAAUAAUAAAUCAAAAUUAAAGAAGCAUUUUAAAAAAAUAAUUUUUGAAAGACUUCAAAUAGGGUUAUUAACUCUAGAACUAAUUUAUAUUUUUGGCACUUUUUACAUAAUUUGGUGACAUUAUUUUAUAUAUUUGUAAUCAUUUCUCUUCAAUGAUAACAUCGUAAACAUUUGGUCAGCACAAAAUUUAUUUUUUUUCAGAAUUAAUAUAUACUCAAAAAUGUAUGAAUAUAUAACCAUAGAUUUCAUUAAAUAUCUAAGCCUUUUUGUGCUAUUGUGCUAUUAAUUUUAUACUUGAGUGUAUGAUAUUAUGGCAGUUAUGGAUUCAAUAUAAGCCAAAUUCAAUGCUAUUUGUUUCAUGGUAACUUUGCUACUUCACAUAGAAUGGUGUAUGGCUGACCAC